Capsicum annuum is the source of this 2134-nucleotide messenger RNA. RefSeq lists its product as uncharacterized. Bases 69 to 1394 code for a protein of 441 amino acids. The record is from RefSeq and is a predicted model, not a curated record. The transcript is spliced from 7 exons. Lineage: Eukaryota; Viridiplantae; Streptophyta; Magnoliopsida; Solanales; Solanaceae.
UUUAUUCAUGUAAGUAGUGGCGGAGGAUAAUAAUCAUCCUAAACGCGUGCUUACAAUACAAUUUCUACAUGUGCAUAUUCCACCAACCCCAACCCCAACCCCAACCCCAACCCCCGACCCAUCUCUCUCUACUUUCCCCAUUUUUGAGUAAUCGGAGUUUCAGUUAUAAAUCGGCCAUGUCAAUUGACGGUGGAAGAUUUUACUGGGAGAGGAAUUCGGAUGAAAAGGUGAAAGGAAUUGUGAUAAUUUUUGCUUGGAUUUCGAUUGACGAAAGUGAAUUGAAGAAUUAUGUUCAUCUUUACGCUUCUCUUGGUUGGAAUUCCCUUGUCUGCCUUGCCGAUUUCGCCACCUUAUACAUACCUGAGAAGGCUACAUCACUGGCAUAUUCUCUUCUAAGACAGCUCGUCGAGGAACUAAGAUGUCGGCCUUGUCCAGUUGUUGUUGCAGCUCUUUCUGGUGGUUCUAAGGCCUGCAUGUAUAAGUUUUUUCAGAUUGUGAAAGGGAGAUCUGAAGCUCAAGUUAAUCUGGAGGACAGCCAAUUGGUCAUUAACUGCAUCUCAGGUCAAAUUUAUGAUUCUUGUCCUGUUGAUUUCACUGCAGACUUUGGAACACAAUUUGCUGUGCCUCCCACAAUUCUAAAGUUGCCCGGCUCGACAAAGCUACUGUCUCUGGUUGCAAAAGGUUUUACUUCUGGAUUAGAUGCCUUAUUCAUUACUAGGUUUGGGUCCCAGCGUUCUGAAUAUUGGCGCACUCUUUACUCCUCAGUUAGUUUUGGAGCCCCUUUUCUCAUUUUGUGCUCAGAAAAUGAUGAUAUUGCUCCAUAUCAAUCUGUAUGUAAAUUCGCUCACAGCUUGCAAGACAUGGGGGCAGAUAUCAAAAUGAUAAUGUGGAAGGGUUCCUGUCACGCAGGUUUGUACAAGAGUGAUCCCAUCCAGUACGGCAUUGCUAUAGAUCAACUACUUGCUCAUGCAGCUUCAGUUUUCACUAGCAGAAUUAAGAAACUAGUAGAGAGAAAUGGCUUGGAUGAUAUGCAUGAUGAGAUAUCUCACUUGAUUUGUGACCUCCAAAAUGCUGCAGCUGACUCGAACGGAAGUUUUAGAAGAGUUGCAGGGGGGCCAAAUGAUCACUUUUUCUUGCCAAGUUCAUCUGACCGACAAAAUGUUAGUGAUUCUGGCUCUUCCUCCGAAGAAAGAAAAGAUCUGCCCAUUUGGCCAAAUCCCAGUUUAAGUGCACACACUGUGCUUGGCCAAAUCCUUUUUGAUGCUUGUGUUCCUAAGAAUGUUGAAGGUUGGGAUGUUAAGUAUACUUCUUCCUUAAAAUGCCAACCCUUUUCCUCAGCACGUAAGCAUUCACCACUAAAUGCCAUCAAAUACUUCCGCCGCUCACGGUUAUGAGGCCAUUUCUUGUGGAACUCACUUCGGCCUUUUGCAUUACUUCGAGAUGCACUGUAUGACUAAUAUCAGAAUUUUACCUCUAUGAUCUAAAAAGUUUAUGAUGUGAAACAUUGGAGGUCACUUUUCACGGUGAACUAACUAGAUGAUCUGAAUUGGCUCAUUACUAGCAUAAAGUGGACAGGUUAAAUAAGUAACACAACUCCUAUCCUAAUGGUAUGGGCAGACAUGAUGUGGUGUGUGUAUGCGAGCUGUUAAUAUAUGGAAAGCAACAUGUACCAUUUGAUUGGUCUGGGAAGUGUUUGAGCCACUCUUCACUUGCUUCAGGCGAUAUGAUGACGAUAAACUAUUUGGGGGCCCUUUGGAAGUGGUGAUAUUAUAUGUUGUACAAUAACAUGUGCGCAAGGCACUUUUGCUUGCUUCUGGGGAUAUGCUGUUACUGUGUGAGAGCCUUUAGCAACUCCUGAUGUUUAUAUUGUACAGUAAAAUGUACAUAACGUAUCUAUUCUGAGGUAGACUUGUUAGCAUAUGCGAUAAAUACCGUAUAACUUUGCUGUAUAAUUAUAAACCCGGAUCAGCUAUGUACUCUGGCUGUGUAUAUAUCUGGAAAUUUUGUAAUUUUCUCGAACUCUGUUAUGGGUCGGAAAACCAUUCCCCUAUUUCUAAUUAGGUGAUGACUUCCGGAAGGCACAGAAUGAGAAUACCAAUUGAGAAUACUGUAACAUGUGAUUCCCUUACAUCCA